CUGCUAGGUCCAGCUAGCAGUAGGUUGGCGAGCAAGAUUAUGGAUACACUCAGUCAACUAUAUUGUUUCCUGGUAAUGUUCAUUAUACAGACAGGAGCAUCCCCUUAUGACUGUGACACAAGUGCCCUUGCUGAAAGGUUGUCUAAAGAAAAUGGCAGUUUUAUAAAUAUUACCUAUUUUCUUGACAACCCUGCAGUAUCAACAUUUGCAGACAAUAGCGAUUUCUAUUUUAGUCUGUGCCAAAAUAACGAACAUGAAUAUCGGUGCAAAUUUGAGUGGAGCAAACGACAAAACUACCUGACAGUUAAAAAGUAUGGAACAGCAAGCAGCACAUUCUGUUCAGCAGAGCGUAGAAACCUUACUUGGGUCAUAAGGAUUUCACAGGUAGUCAGUUGGUCACUAUCUGUCAUUUAUUUCUACAAUGAGGAUGACCGUUUACAGAGAAAGACAAUCAAGGAGACAGUCAUUAAAGCUGUAUGCCCAACCAGAGUCACACACUUCGCAAUAAACGGACAGGAAGUGAACGAUACUCAUCUCAUCGACGAGGGUCAAAAGGUCAGCGUCUUCUGCUCCUUUUACAAAGGAAGCCCCCCUGUCACCUUCCGUUUGGCGGACAAAGCUAAUAGAGAAGUUAUUUCAGAUGUGAACAGCAAUGGAAUUUGUAUGGAAGAAGAUCAACUGAACUUUUCACUGUCAGUGGACUGUGAAGAUAACUGGCCAACAGUUGUGUGUGAAGGAAGCGGGUCAACAAAUAAUAGAUCGGUGUCUUUUCUUGUCAGAUGUACUCCUCAGUUUCUUCACGGUCCUUUCUCAAUCGUUCCAUCAGAAUUGGAGAAAGUAAGAUUCCAUGUGAAGGCACACACAACAUCAUUCAAUGAAUGUCGCCUGUUACCAGACCCGUCAGAGAAUACAUUCAUACCGAAGGGGAAGUGCAUCCUAACUGGCAACCCUCCUGAUCUGGUUUUAAGGCUUUUUCUGGAAGGAAACAUUACCCAAGGGAACUGGAGAAUAGUUCUUAGCAACGAAGCUGGUUCUGGAAACACAUCGAUUACAAUCACUGAAGAAUCUAGUAUGUAUAUCAAAACGUGUUUAAACUAUAGAAUGAAUACACAAUGCACAAUAUGAAUAGUUAUUAAUUAAACAUCCCAGCCUGUUUACUGUCUGUUGUACUAUUUAACUAAUUAUUUAUAAGGCAAAAACCAUUAUUCGGUGAUUACCUAUUCCAAGGAUGUAUGUUUAAAUUAAGAGUGUGUUUAAAUUUUCAAUGAGUUAACCUUUUAUUCACAAAUGUAGAGAAAUGCACAAAAUUAGUAAGGCAAAUUAACAAUCAUAAUUAAUAAUACUAAUACAGGCACCGCCACCAAGACCAUUUUGUAUUGACUGUAUACAGUGAUACCCUGAUUUCUUUCACAGAAACAAAGUUAUGUACCUAUGAUUUUGCUUAUUUCACCCGGGGUUUCUUUUAGUUAGUUCCGUGACUGCUUCGCGAAUCUCGCGUUGAUACGAACGUCUUCAUUCCGUGAUUGCGUGGAGCGAAUCGGCGCGUGUCGUCACAACCACGUGACCGUGUGUUUUCUUGAUUGCUGGAAAUUUUGAAACAACAGGCCGCAUGCAACAAGCGUUUCGCAAUUGGAAUUUUAUAACAUAUCAUGUAAAUAAACAUGUAUUUGUCUCGAAACACAAGUCCCUUCUUCUACCCUACUCUGAGCAUUUCAUCGCGAACUUGUAUCCCCUGGACAGCUGGCAGACGAUUUUUUUUUCUGCACUGCUAGAACGAGGCUCCAUACCAAUAAGCUUCCGGUUUAUUCAGAUUAACUACUAAAACGAGACAUUAAAUGACAUAGCCUCCGGUUUAUUCACUUUCUUUGUUACGGCUCGCCGAGACUAACAGUGGAUCACUUCGCAGGAGGCCAAGAAAAACAAAGCAAGGGAUGUGUAUGCUGAAUGCACGACACAUUAUGCACGGGGUAUAAAUUGUACGUACAUUUUGUGUUUCGACUAACGAAAGUUUUUCCUAUCCUUGUGAUUUUAUCUGUUAGCUACAAAAACUCAAAAAGAGUGUUUGUGCUGUUCUUGUAUUGUCAAUCUCUCUAUAGCCCACCCCCAAUCCUGUGAUGGGGUCCUUCUGAAUGUUUUCUUUACCAGUCUACUCUUUUCUUAUAUGGUUCUUCGUUUACCAGUAUAUUACUCAAAGAUUCCACUGUGGAAACAGGCAUGUUUUAUUCGUAUUUAAUUUUAGGAGACAGACAUUAUUUCUAUGAUGUUUCUUAUUGAUUGCUAAGAAAUUCUGUCCACCAUCUUAUUUUUUUUUUUAAAUUCAGUUUUUAGGAGGCCAUCUGGCCCACAUCAACAUCAGACAAGAUUCAGACAAGAUUCUGACAUUUAUCCUCAUGUAAUGCUCUUGGUCAUGCAGAUCUCCUUUACAAACCUUGUUUUUAAGUAAAGGACAACUCUAAUGGUUACUCUACACUCUAGGUUCUUACAUGUGUAGUUUACAAUUUCCAAAUACCAUUUGGUUCACAUCAACCUCUUAUAUUGUAUGUUACAUGCAUAUUAACAGUGGGUUGCUGUACAUGAUCAACAUAUUAUACCACGAUCUUAUUGUGAAUGUGAGUGUUUAUAAGUAGAAGCGGAGGAUCAAGUGAAAAUAUAGGAGGAACAAUUUCUAGUAAGUAAUUGAAAUUGAAUAAGAUAAUGAUCUUAAUAAAUUUGCUUAUUGUAUCGUGUUAAUUAAUUUAUUUAUUUGUAUUCUUUUUGCAUUAAAUUUGAUAGCUCAAGGUAGACUUUAAUUGCACUUUCACCUUAUUUAAAAAAGAAACAAAGGCAGUGACUUCCUUGAUAUACAUUUUUGUCAAAAUUAUGACUGUGAACAAUACGAAGAUCAUCUACAUGAUUUAUUCGUUCCUUUCUCUUUCAUUGACAGCACUGGAAGUUAAAGCCUAGCUUGCAAUAUGAAGUGCAAAUAAAGUCAAGGUUGGACCCAGACCGAAACAUGUAAGCUAUAAUAGUGUACUCAGUUUGUAUAUUUCUUUGAUGUGCAUGACUUUUUUACUAAUGAAUUAAUGAAAACAAAAAACUGAUGUCGGUUUAACCGAUAAAUGCUGAGGAUGCCACACAAGUAGACAGAGGCAGUAUGCCAUGUCUCUUUUCUAUAAUUAAAAUGAUAUUUAAUGCAACAAAAUAAAUGUGUAACACCACAGGUAAAAUACUAGAAAACAGAAUAACAAAACACUACAGGAUGCAUUAAACGUUCAGUGUGUGUGUGAACGUUUAGCGAAAUUCAAGCUUUUUUUUUUAUUCUGUUUAAAGCAAGUUAUUAUGUGUAGUUAAAGUUCUAAGAGGAAUAGGAACAGUAUUUUCUUUUGACAACUUUCAUUAAUGUGCAUCUCGCUGUGGCUGGUCGUGGAAUCUGGUGCUGGGAAGUCAAGAUGGAGCGGUCACCACGUCAAGAAAGAUACUGAGGAGGCAAAUAAUAAUGUGACGGUCGAUCAUUGUCAGCAUCCCCUACCACAUCCAAAGCCGAACAUCUUCCUACACCACUGCUUGGUUGAAGUGAUGGAUAAACACUUACUUGUAUUAGUUCUACGUACGGAGUCAUUUGUGACACAAGUACACAUAUUGUCUUUGGUGUCAUAUCAUCAUUGCACUGGCAGGAGGAUCACAAAAAGAAAAGAAACAAUAAUUCUCCUGUUGCUGAAACUACUGGCCGCAGCCGUGUCUAUGGGAAGCUUGAUCCUAUUUCAAGGUCGUAUAAGAUGUGUCAGUCUCUAAUAACACUUGGUAAGACUUACAGCCGGACUUGCGGCCAAAAGUCAAUCCACUGAUCUUUCCGUAAUUUGAAUUAAAAUGCAUUCGGGACUUUCUUGAUGACAUUUGCCAUAAACCGCUCUGCAGACUUGUACUUAGAGAGGAGUGAACCUUAUAUUCAUUUCAACUCUUCUGGCUACAAAUACCAGAGGUUACAAAUAUUGUGUCUGUAUGAUCCUGGUUUAACAAGGAAAAAAGAAUUAAAAUACAGCAUCAGAACUUGACUGCACUAAUUUUUCUUGUAAAAGAAUAAAAUAUCAAUUAAAUAAUUAACACUACAAUUCCCUCCCCCUUUAAGGAAAACAGCUACUUGUGAAUCAGAAAUGCAGGCAACUUCUUCUAGAAACCUGCUAUUUUUAUGUUGCAAAAUUUUGAAUGAAGAGAAAUUUUAUUUUGAGUGAGUUCACUUACGUUACUCAAGAUCUUUUUCUCACUCGUUUAUUCAAUCACUUGGACAUUCAUGUAUAGUUGUAUAGACAUGUACAGAGGUAUAAAUACUUAUAUCUCAAUACUGUUUGCUGCUAAAUAGUAGAUAUAGUACACUCAUAUAUUCAUGUAGCAGCAAUAUUUUACUGAAACCCAAAAGGAUAAUGAAAACAUCCCCACGAAAUAUUUCCCUAAAAUCUUUUUCUAGGAGCAGAAUUCCCCAAGUGUACCGAAAGUGAUUAAAUGUGUUAAUAUUAUGAUAAAAUCAAUUAAUUGGGUACAGUAACUUAGGUGAAAUUUGAAACUCAAAUUAUCAAUCUUUCAUAAUCAUCAUGACAACCAGUUCAAAAAGAAAGCUUGCCUUGAGUAAAAUAAUGUGAGUAGUUAACAAUUCAAGUGAAUGUGAUUGUCAUAAAAAGUUUAUGUCAUAAAAUAACUUUAAGUUGAUUACGGUCAUUUGUGAUGCAGUAGUUCUGAUGGUAAGUAGAGAAAUUGGUGAUUUAAGUGAAGAUUUUUUUAAUUAUUUUACAGAUGCAUCAAUGCCUUAGACAAUCAUGCUUGACAACUGUUUAAAGAAAUAUAUUAUUAUGAGUAUUAUUCUUAUGUUUGCACUAUACCAGAUAAACAUGGACAGGAGUGUAGUGUCUGGUUAUUUGGAAUGGAAUUACAUCAUCAGUGCUUAACCCUUCAUCUAUGUGCUGUCGAGUUUAUUGGGGGUUCAGUAAUAAGCUUCCUUGAACAUGGUCAUACAAUUAAAGGGCUUAAAAAAGCCUGCAAGCAGAACACACUGUCAAAAAUACCAGGUUCAUGUCAUGAUCAUAAGCAUGUGUCAGGAGAGGUUUGUAAAAGAUUAUAAAUUAGUUCUCUAUUAGAGAGAAUAAUUAUUUCUGAUAAUGCUAUUUAUUGUAGGCUAUUUGUGAGUGAAUGUGUUGAUUUUAGUGGAGAUUUGACUAGAAAACUAUAAUAUUUUGCUGAGAUGUGAUGACUCCACGUACCUGAUUCAGCAUUAUUUUAAGUAUAAACUGUUUCCUACAUUAACUGAGAAAUGUGAGAUACUUGAUACUGUUAGUGGAGAAAUAUCUUUAAUAGUUAGAGGUCAACUGUUUUAAACUAACAAACUUGUAGACAAAACCUAUAUGAUUAUGGAUGAGGAAAGGCAGAUACAUUAAAUUGUGUUAGAGUACUGUUACAGACAUGGUGACAUCAUUGUACACCAUACUGUAAUAGUUUCUGAGACUAGAUUAUAGCUUACUCAUUGCAUUGUUUCACAUUGAUUUAUAAGCCUUGUAAUAUGUUUAUAUGCCCAUUGAUUUUGAUGCCCUGUGUCACUGACUCAGUUCCUAGCAUGUGAACACAUCUCUUCCCCAUCGACAACAGGGUGUACAGUCAUACACAAAACUAUACAAAUCCAAAAUAAAUUUGUAAAUAAAUUUGCGUGCAUGUGUGCAGGUAAAUAACUGGUCUACAUGUAUUUCUGAGAGAAAGUGUUUGUGCGUGUCUUUAUACUGGUAACAGGCAUGUGCAAGAUAUAUUCACAUUCAUUUCAUAUGAAUUUCUAUAUAUCAGUGUCUCUUUGAUCAUAACAUCUCUGCGCUCAGAUUUUACUUUGUAUGAAGAUUGAAGUUUCAAAAUUCACUUGCUAAAGUUUCACUCAUAAUUCUAUUUUCCAUAUUGCUCAUUUAUAGUUUGUUCUGUCCACGUGAUACAUGAUGAUAUAAGAACAAAAGAUCUUAGCUGAUAGUCAAAGGGAGGUAAGUUGUAAAUGCUACUAUAGGACUUGGAAGUGAUGAGAAUAAUGAUUUUUGAAAAACUGAAAAUGAAACAGGUUUUUACUAUUAGGGAAAAAAAUUAAUGUACACCUCCUUCAGUCAAAUUCAUUUUGGUCAUCUCAAUCCCAAAUGUAAAGUUUUAACUUUUGUCUUUAAGACUUUAUUGUUUUCACACAAUAUAAGGUGAUUGAUUCAUGAUUGUUUUAUUUUUAUUGUGCUUUUAAAUUUCUUUUAGAUGUCAUAUGUUUUGCUGGUGCUUGUGUGUCUGUGUAUAGAUACAUGGUUGAUUGUUGGUCUGUGUUUGUAAGCUUUUAUACUUACAGCAAGUUGAGCUAAUCUCUACCAGGGAAAAAGUGCUCUACAAAUUUUUAUUAUUUUUGUUGCUGAAGUGACAAAUUAUUUUCUAAGAUCACUUUCUUUUUAUAAUUUUAACUAUGUUAUAAUGAAAAGAUUUCAAACAGUUCCAUAUCAGUUUCAAAUGUGAACAUAUGAAAAAUAAUGAUCUCUUCUUCCUAGUGCUGUACAAAUGUCUAAUCCCAACUAUACUUGACUUGUGAGAGAAUUUUAUCAAUCGAAAUUUUUCAUCAAUAACACUAGAUUUACACAGCCUCCAGCUGUACUUCCUGUUUGAUAGUUAAGAUUUCAUGUUGCUGUGCAUUAGAAGUCCUAGAUAACAAGCAACAUAUUAUUUUUUUCACUGUAAAGCAUAUUUUAGAACACAAACAUUGGAAAGGAGAUAUUUAAUGCAAGACACAUUUUAAGUUACUGGCUUCUUUUUUGCUUAAAAAGGGAGUAAACUUAAAAGAAAAGCAGAAUUUUAAAAAUCAGCCUGUUUUAAUGGACAAUAAAGUAUUACAAUUGGCAUGACAAAUUCUUCUCUUCCCUCAUAUUGUGGGUGUAUUUGUUUGGUGGUGGAUUGUUAAUGCCUUGUAGACCUUUUCUCCUGUUUUACUGGUUUAUGCACAUAAACAUACAAAUAAACAAACAUUCUCUCAUGAAGAUGUAACGGAU
This is a messenger RNA of Pomacea canaliculata, 7013 nucleotides long. RefSeq lists its product as uncharacterized. Lineage: Eukaryota; Metazoa; Mollusca; Gastropoda; Architaenioglossa; Ampullariidae. The transcript is spliced from 6 exons. The coding region runs from base 40 to 1125 and encodes 361 amino acids. The record is from RefSeq and is a predicted model, not a curated record.